UUAAAUGCCUUCUUUCUGUCUCUCUUCAGGACUUGGGUUGUGCUGGAAGUGCCCUGCUGGGUAUUUCUGUCCUGCUGGAGCAAGUCACCCAGUGCCGUGCCAGCCAGGCACACACAACCCUCUGCAAGGCCAGGAUGAAGCCACUGACUGCAGAGCCUGCCCAGCAGGGAGAGCUUGUACCCAGGCUGGCUUAGCCCAGCCUGAUGCUGAGUGCUUACCGGGGUACGUGUGCCCAGCAGGGUCAUCCAGCCCUCAUUCUCCCAGCAACGCCUGUCCUCCAGGAACAGUCAGCAACGAUUUCAACCUCUUUGAGAAGUCCCAAUGCGAAACAUGCCCAGCUGGAUUUGCCUGUGGGAGAGGAACAGGGGGGAAGCAGAAGCCCCCCACUCCAUGCCCAGCUGGUCACUACUGCCCACCAGGCACCAAGCACCCAACGCAGCACAAGUGUGCCCCGGGCACCUGGAGCAACAGGACAAGCCUGACCUCAGCGGAGGAGUGCUCCCCAUGCCCUGCAGGCUGGUUUUGCUUCGGAGGAGCCCGUUCUCCUACUGGGAUGUGCAGCUCAGGGCACUACUGCCCUCAGGGUACACAGAGGGGCACACAGUACCCCUGCCCUGCAGGAACCUAUGCCACCAGGCUGGGAAAUGGGAGAGUGGAAGACUGUGCUGCCUGCCCCGCAGGAGCUUUCUGCACCAGUGGGACCUCCAAGCCAGCUCUGUGCCCAGUAGGAACCUAUCGCAUAGAACAUGGUGCAGAAGUGGCUGCAGACUGCACCCCUUGUCCUGGAGGGUAUUACUGCCCUGAGCUGGGCACUGUAUCUCCUCAACCCUGUGGUGCUGGCAACUUCUCAGACCAAGGUUCAGCCUCCUGCUUGCCAUGCCUGGUGGGACAUUACUGUGCUGGAGAGCACACCAGCUGGGAGGUGAUGCUCCUAGCCAUGGUUUGCCCAGCGGGUCUCCUGUGUCCACAAGGACAGGCUGCUGUUCCAGACACCAGUGCAAAUGCCUGCCCAAGAGGAUACUACUGUCCCCAGGGAGACACUGGUAAGCCUUGUCCCAAUGGGACCUAUGGUGAGCAGAUGGGUCUAAGCAGUGUUGCUGAAUGCUUGCCCUGUCCCAUGGGGAAGUACUGCUACAGAGAUGGGAUUGAGCCUCCAGGAAUUCCCAAUCCUACAGGGGAUUGCCCACCUGGCUAUCACUGCCCUCCGGGGACUGGGUUCCCUUUCUCCUUCCCCUGUAUGCCAGGCUUCUUCUGGGAUAAUUCCAGCACAGAGGGUGAAGACCCUUGCACACCGUGUCCACCUGGGUACUAUUGUGACUCUCCUGCCAUGCCAGAGCCCAAAGCUUGCCCAGCAGGCUUUUACUGUGUGGAAGGCAGCUCUAAACCUGAAGCCUGCCCUGAGGGGACAUACAGUGGCAAGAAGGGGCUAUCUGGACCCUCGAAGUGCAGUCCGUGUACCCGUGGGUUCUACUGUGCUGCUCCAGGGCAGACUGGGCCAAGUGGUCCCUGUGAGGCUGGAUUCUACUGCCAGGGCAGAGCCCUCACUCCACUGCCCACAGAUGGUGUGACAGGAGACGUGUGUCCUGCUGGGGCUUACUGCCCACCUGGCUGUGCCUCACCCAUCCCCUGUCCUGCAGGCACUUACAGCAACCUCAGUGGGUUGAGGAGCCUCCAGGAGUGCUUGGACUGCCCCCCUGGCCUGUAUUGUGAUGGGACAAACAACCAAGCUCCCUCAGGACCCUGUGAAGCUGGCUACUUUUGCACAGGAGGUGCCAAAAGUGCUCUUCAGCAAGUGGUGAUGGAAGGGCAUUAUUCCUUACCAGGAGCUUUCAAGCCAGAACCAUGUCCUCUUGGCAGCUUCCAGCCUGCUCGUGCUCAGGCUCUUUGUCAGGACUGUCCAGAGGGUACAUUCUGCAGUGAGGCAGGCCUGGCUGCACCCCAGGAUUGUCCCAAAGGGCAUUUUUGCUUGGUUGGCAGUUCCUUCCCUCUCCCAUGCCCAGUGGGAACCUACACUGAUGUAGCCAGGGCAGGUUCUUGCAAGCCCUGCCCAGCAGGCAUGUACUGCAGCAGGGCUGCUCUGACAGAGCCAGAAGGACAUUGUCAGCCAGGGUAUUACUGCCUUCAAGGUUCCAGCACCUCCUCACCCAUGGGGCUGCCAGUUGGAGAUCUCUGCCCACAAGGACAUUAUUGCCCUGCUGGCACAACCCACCCAAAAGAGAUGCCAUGUCCUGCUGGCACCUGGAAUGCACAGAGAGGAGCCCAGGAUGCCACUUGGUGCCUACCUUGUGCCCCUGGGUUUUUCUGCAACAUGUCUGGGCAGGCUGCUCCUGAGGGACUUUGUGCACAAGGCUAUUACUGCACAGGAAGGACAAAGACUGCAAAGCCAGAGGAUGGGAUCACUGGAGAUCUCUGUCCUCGAGGACAUUUCUGCCCUGCAGGCUCAGCAGCCCCUUCUCCCUGCCCCAGUGGAGAAUACAGCAAUGCAACAGGUCAAGACAAAUGCUUCCCUUGCCCUGCUGGGUUCCACUGCUCAAGUGGAUUGCGCCGUCGCUGUCCUCCUGGCUUCUAUUGCCCUCAGAACACUGGAAUCAGCUUUUAUCCCUGUCCCCCUGGGACCUACAACCCCUCCUAUGGCCUCAGCCAGGCUGAGAGGUGUCAGCACUGCCCUGCAGGGAUGUUCUGUGGAGAAUGGGGAUUAUCCUCUCCAAGUGGUCCCUGUUGGCCAGGAUUCUUCUGCACAGCAGGAGCAAGUGUCCCAAACCCUAAUGGAGCCACAAACACGAGCACUGGUGGUCCAUGCCCCCCUGGCCACUUCUGCCCAGCUGGCACAAGCAUCCCCCAGCAAUGCCCUGUGGGCACUUACUCUGACAGGCUCUACAACAGGCAGGACUCCAGCUGCACAGUGUGUCCAUCUGGCUAUUACUGCAGCUCUGCUGGCCUCACAGCACCCUCAGGACCCUGCUCAGCUGGCUACUACUGCUCGAGUGGAGCUUCCUCACCAUCACCACAUGGUAUGUGGGAGAAAGGAGGUCCUUGUCCUGUGAGCCACUUCUGCCCAGAAGGAAGCAGCUUUCCCUUGCCCUGCCUUGCAGGGACUUACAACAACCUCACCAGACAAGCUGCAUGCUUCCCUUGUGCUGCAGGCUACUACUGCCCAGAAAACUCCACCAGCUACAGUAUGAACCCUUGCCCAGCUGGCUUUUACUGCCCCAAAGGAACCAGGUUUGCUACUGAGUUCCCCUGUCCACGGGGCUACUAUAACCCUGAUCCCAUGACACAGAGCUUGGAUAGCUGCUUGCCCUGUCCUCCUGGGCACUACUGUGGGAAGGAGAACUUGACAGCUGCCUCAGGCAUGUGUGAUGCAGGUUGGUUUUGCAUCUCAGCUGCUUGGACCUCACGGCCUUUUGAUCUGGAUAACUACACCAAUACCAACUGCCUCUGCCCAGCCACUGCCACUGGAGGGAAGUGCACAGCUGGUUUCUAUUGCCCCAAAGGAAGCCCAGAGCCACUUCCUUGUCCUCCAGGGUUUUACUGCAAUGCCUCAGGUCUGCCUGUGCCCAGUGGGGAAUGUACUGCUGGUUUUUACUGUAAAGCUGGAGCAACAAUCCCUAACCCAACAGAUGGUGUGACUGGGAAUAUCUGCCCUGGGGGCACUUACUGCACUGCAGCAUCAGCAGUACCCAAGCUCUGCCCUGCUGGCACCUUUUCCAGCCUCCAGGGGAGGAGAAUGCUUUCUGAGUGCCAGCCUUGCCCCUCUGGCUUCUAUUGUGAGGAACCUGGCCUCACUGCUCCGACCGGAGAGUGCUGGGAAGGCUAUUACUGUAACAACCAGCAGGGGCCAGUUAUUGAUUUUACCCUUUACCCAUGCCCACGAGGGUUUUACUGCCCAGCAGGAACAAACAGCAGCACUCAGUACAGCUGCCCUGCAGGAACCUUUGGACCAAGGCAAAAACUGAAAGCAAUCACAGAAUGCCAAAGGUGCCCACCAGGAAAAUACUGUGAAUUCUCUGGGCUUGCUGCCCCAACAGGAGAUUGUGCUGAGGGGUUUUGGUGCAAAAGUGGUGCCCGAGUAAGAACCCCCCAAGAUGGAGAAUCAGGACUUCCUUGUCCUCCUGGUCAUUAUUGCCCUGAAGGUGCCCCGCUUCCAGUGCAGUGCCCUCCUGGCACAUGGGCUGGUGGUGAAGGCAGCAGGAGCUUGCAGGAGUGCCAGCCUUGCCCUGGGGGAUAUUACUGCAAUAGCUCAGGGCAGAGAGCCCCCUCAGGACCCUGCAGCCCAGGGUACUACUGCAUCUCUGGGGCCCAGUCCUCAGCUCCCACUGAUGGCCUCUCAGGAGCUCCGUGUCCAGGCAGUCACUUCUGUCCUCUCGGAUCCAGCAGUCCAGCUCCAUGCCCCCCUGGCUCCUACAUGCCACACACCCAUGGAGAGGAGUGCCGUGCUUGCCCGGAGGGGGAACACUGUGUCUCUGGAGAGAAGCCACAGCCCUGUCCCCAAGGGUAUUUCUGUCCCAAGGGCACAGCUCUUCCUUUUGCUUGUCCAGCAGGGUCCUAUAACCCUUCACCAAGGCAAGGCAGCUGCCUCCCCUGUCCCAAAGGGUUCUUCUGCCCCCCAAAUUCCUCUUCCUUUAUGGAGAAUGAAUGUCCAGCUGGCCACUACUGCCCUCCAAGUACUGCUUCUGCCACUCAGUUCCCAUGUCCAAAAGGGACUUACAACCCCCAGACUGGAAGCAGCCUGAAGGCUCACUGCACCCCCUGUGACCCAGGGCACUACUGUGCACUUGUGGGGCAGUCCCAUGUUACAGGACCUUGUCUGGCUGGGUUCUACUGCAGAGGAGGUGUUUCUGUUCCGACACCUACAGAUGGUCUUCUGGGGAACACAUGCCCAAAGGGGACUUACUGUCCUAUGGGCUCUGCUUUUCCACAGCCAUGUCCUCCUGGUUAUUACAGCAACUCAACUGGGAAUACUAGGAUCAAGGACUGUCUCCUAUGUGAUGCAGGGUAUUUCUGUGAUGGGACUGGACUUGUUUCUCCAACUGGAUUAUGUGAGGCUGGGUUUUACUGCAGUGGAGGAGCCAUUUCUCCUAAACCUCCCAGGACAACGGUCAGAGGAGGACCCUGUCCACCGGGACAUUACUGUGAGGUGGGGAGCAGCAGAGCCCAGCUGUGCCCUGCGGGGAGUUACAGCCCAUCCUGGAGCAUGGCACAGUGUUUGGAGUGCCCAGAAGGCUUUUACUGCACGGCUGCUUCCGCAAACUACACCGACUGUCCUGCAGGUCACUAUUGCCCCAGGAAUACAGAAUUUGCCACUCAGUAUCCCUGUCCCCCUGGAACCUACAGUGAAGCUUUAAAUAUCUGGGAUACUUCCAAGUGCCAGCUGUGUCCUCCCGGAAGGGUCUGUUCCAAGCCAGGCCUGACAAGACCAGAUGGACUGUGCAUGCCUGGAUGGUUUUGUCCACCUGGAUCCACAUCAAGCAAACCAGUGUUUCUUGGCAAUCACUCUGGUAUGGCAGCUCCAGCUUCUGGAUCUCUUGGCUUGUGCCAAGCAGGAACCUUUUGUCCUGCUGGGUCCUUUCUUCCUCUUCCCUGCACCCCAGGUUCAUACUGUGCAACAGCAGAGCUCUCAGCUCCAUCAGGUCCCUGUGAGGCUGGCUUCUACUGCACAGGGGGCUCAACGCUCCCAAACCCCAUGGAUGGAGCAGGAGGGAACAUUUGUCCUCGAGGCCACUUCUGUCCUGCAGGGAGUUCUUCUCCAUCUGCAUGUCCUCCAGGCUCCUUUUUGGCUCAUGAUGGGGGCCAGUCAGCACAGGAUUGCCAGUCCUGCUCCCCAGGGUGGUUCUGCUCUCAGCAUGGCCAGAGCUCCCCAGAGGGCUUGUGUAAAGAAGGAUGGUUUUGCCCAGAGGGCUCUGUGUCAGCCCAGCAUUCAGACUAUCUGUGUCCUGUGGGUCACUAUUGCCCCACUGGCAGCCCAGAGCCCAUACCCUGUCCCUCUGGAAAAUACCAGGAUCAGGCUGGGAAAAGCCAGUGUGAAUCAUGCCCAGCAGGGAUGUAAGUGAAGUGGAUUCUCUCCUUGCUCUUGAUGCUUUCCUUAGGAAUUAGCAUGUGCAUUUCCCUCUGCCUUAGACUGCUCUGUGUGUUGUAUCCUUUGAUACACAGGGCUGGUUUUCUUGUUUCUGUUAUCACCUUUCCCUUUACUGUGUCAUUUUUCUGUACCACAGUCUGUGAACCAUAGAAAACCCAUCCUGGGAGCUCUGUCUGCUGGGAUGGACAAAAUGCCCCUGACAGGUUGCAUCUUGGUUCUCCAUUUACUUCCUUCCAUGUAAUUGACUUUCCUUUUAUUGUG
Molecule: messenger RNA, 6337 nt
Organism: Pezoporus occidentalis (night parrot)
Lineage: Eukaryota; Metazoa; Chordata; Aves; Psittaciformes; Psittacidae
Product: multiple epidermal growth factor-like domains protein 6
Exons: 38
Coding region: 5-6046 (2013 amino acids)
Source: RefSeq, a predicted model, not a curated record